AGGCCUCAUGUUGCCGCUCUUCCCGGGGAGGCGCUGUCCCGGCAAGACUCCGUCUUCUGAUCGAAGGCUCGGGGAUCGACUGCCUUUCCUUCGCCAAAGAGGAAAGGAAGUGUCCGAGUCCAAAUCUGUUGCUUGCCGAGCGACUCAUUCCCAUUUUGAAACUCAUCUUCCGUGGUCGCGCUGGUGCCCGAGAGCCGCGGAGAUGUUUCGCAACCAGUAUGACAACGAUGUUACUGUUUGGAGUCCUCAGGGUCGAAUUCACCAAAUAGAAUAUGCAAUGGAAGCUGUGAAACAAGGCUCUGCAACUGUUGGGCUGAAGUCAAAAACUCAUGCCGUACUUGUUGCCUUAAAGAGAGCACAAUCUGAACUAGCAGCUCAUCAGAAAAAGAUUCUGUAUGUUGACAACCAUAUUGGUAUUUCCAUUGCUGGACUUACUGCUGAUGCAAGACUCCUAUGCAAUUUCAUGCGUCAGGAGUGUCUGGAUUCUAGAUUUGUAUUUGACAGACCUCUUCCAGUGUCUCGCCUAGUAUCUCUGAUUGGAAGCAAAACACAGAUACCAACACAACGAUAUGGCAGAAGACCAUAUGGUGUGGGACUUCUCAUUGCAGGCUAUGAUGAUAUGGGUCCUCACAUCUUCCAGACCUGCCCUUCUGCAAAUUAUUUUGAUUGCAAAGCCAUGUCCAUUGGUGCAAGGUCCCAGUCAGCUCGAACUUAUUUGGAGCGACAUAUGACUGAAUUUGCCGACUGUAACCUGAAUGAGCUCGUUAAACAUGGAUUGCGUGCUUUGAGGGAGACACUUCCUGCUGAACAGGAUCUCACCACUAAGAAUGUUUCUAUUGGGAUUGUUGGGAAAGAUAUGGAGUUUACAAUUUAUGACGAUGAUGAUGUAGCACCAUUCUUAGAAGGCCUUGAGGAGAGACCACAGAGAAAGCCUGCUCAGCCUGCUGAGGAUACAGCAGAAAAGGCCGAAGAACCCAUGGAGCACUAAUUAUUGUACAUGAAGCACAGGUUACUUCAGAUGCAUCAUUGCCGAGGCAUUAUCUUGCAGUCUGGUAACUUACUGCUGAAAAAUGCAUAUUGUAGUGACAUACAUGUCCUGUUAAGUCGGUCUUUAAAAUGUAUUGCCAAAAAUCUCAAACUGGCAGCAAAGAUUUAAAAACUGACUAUUUCUUUUGAGAAGAAAAGAUGUCAUUUUCUAGCAAAGAAUGCAAUAUUGUUUUAUAUGAAAAAGCAUGUUGCUUUUAUCUCAUUAAGGCAUCUAUGAAAUAAACCAGUUUCUUUCCUGAAA
Pogona vitticeps (central bearded dragon) is the source of this 1288-nucleotide messenger RNA. It is a transcript of the gene PSMA1, whose product is annotated as proteasome 20S subunit alpha 1. NCBI's taxonomy places the organism in Eukaryota, Metazoa, Chordata, Lepidosauria, Squamata, Agamidae. Gene Ontology annotation, cellular component: proteasome core complex, alpha-subunit complex; proteasome core complex. Gene Ontology annotation, biological process: ubiquitin-dependent protein catabolic process. The record is from RefSeq and is a predicted model, not a curated record.